AUGGAAGCAAAACCACAUGCACGCACCUUAGAGAUCAACGUUAUAUCGGGAGAAAACAUAUGUGUCGAUCAAAGUUCAGUGGUGGAAAACGUGUAUGUUGUUGUUCGUGCCGAGUCUCUUAGUUGUUGCUCCACAAAAAUGGUGAACAAAGAUAAGGGUUUGCUUACGUGGGACGAGAAAUUCUCGUUAUAUAUUCCUUCCCAUGCAAGGUCAGUGACGUUUGAGGUGCAAUGCAAGAAGUACAGAGGGGUUCGUCCUAUUGGGGUAGCAAGGAUAGCACUUUCGGAUUUUCUUGGUGACAAUGUUGUGUCUAAAAGUUGUGUUCAAAUGUUUAGUUAUGGGUUGAGGGAUUGGGAUGGUCAACGAAAUGGGGUUAUUCAUUUCUCCGUGAGGUGGGUGAUGCAAGAGGAUUACGCAAGCUUAGAAAUGAAACCAAAGGAGGAAAUAACCAAUGUGAAUUCUAGUGGGUUUGAGCCUGAGGUUAAGGGGUUUCAGGUGAACCCUAAGACUUCAAGUAACGUUGUCAUUGGCAUGCCAGUUUGGUACGUACGUUGA
Molecule: messenger RNA, 555 nt
Organism: Abrus precatorius (Indian licorice)
Lineage: Eukaryota; Viridiplantae; Streptophyta; Magnoliopsida; Fabales; Fabaceae
Exons: 1
Coding region: 1-555 (184 amino acids)
Source: RefSeq, a predicted model, not a curated record